AUGGACUCACGAACCGCCAAGUUGUCUGGUAUCGCGCCAGAGAAUCUCUACGAGCUGCCCAAUGGAUCUUAUCUCUGUCCCAUUGAAUGGACUGUGUACAAGUACCGCCCCAGCCUGGCUGCCAACGCGCUCUUCAUAGCUCUCUACGGGGUCGCUCUGCUUUUGCAUAUUUACCUCGGAAUACGCUGGAGGAUCUGGGGCUUCAUGACCUUCGUUAUUAUCGGCUGUAUAUGGUCCAUGGUUGGCUACGGCGGCCGUGUAAUGCUUUGGAUAAACCCAUGGUCAUUUACUGGGUUUCUGACCCAGAUGAUAUGCAUUACUGGCUGUCCGGUGUUCUUCACCGCUGCUAUUUACAUAACACUUUCCCGAGCAAUUCAAUUUUUCUCACCUGAGAUGAGUCGUCUGCCCCCACGAGCUUUUUAUUGGAUCUUCAUCAGCUCCGACAUCAUUUGUCUUGUGCUCCAAUCCAUCGGCGGAGCUCUAUCCUCUACUUCCAGCGGAGCCUCAGAGACGGGCCUCCACGUUGCCAUGGCCGGUCUCAGCCUGCAAGUGGUAGUCCUCGUUGUCUUUUGCGCCUUCUUCGCCGACUACAUGAUCCGAUAUGUCAAAAGACAGAAAUCGAGGCUGCAGCCGGGUGAAAGCGCUAUUGCAUUGAGGCAACGUCUCUUUUUUGGCGGACUUGCGUCUGCCAUCAUUCUGAUCCUCAUCCGAUGCUGUUAUCGUGUGAAUGAACUCAGUGAAGGAUACCGCAACUCCGACAAGGUCACUAACCAGGGGAUGUUUAUUGGCUUAGAGGGAGUACUUAUUUACUUGGCCGUCAUAUCGCUUCUUGUUGGGAAUCCUGGUUUCGGUUUCAAGCAUAAGAAUGAGAGAAGCAGUAGCCGAAGCUCUGACUGCGGUGGGAAAUCGAAGGAGUCUUCUUAA
Molecule: messenger RNA, 924 nt
Organism: Clonostachys solani
Lineage: Eukaryota; Fungi; Ascomycota; Sordariomycetes; Hypocreales; Bionectriaceae
Source: the annotation of a GenBank genome assembly